AUGACUGAAGAACGGUCCGCAAUUGAAGAUUCUGCGGGUGCAGAUUCCACGGUUAGGGAUUCCGUCAUUACUUACAGCACUGACGUCGUUGGUAGUAGUGUGGAGGAAAGUCAAACGAACGAAACCUAUUCGACAAAACCGAAAUCAGUUACGAAUGAUGAUUCCCCGCCCUUCUACCGUCGGAGACGUUUUUGGGCUACUUGCGCUGCCUUGAGCGUGGUGAUACUUGUCAUCUUGAUUCCCCUACUCAUUCUCGUCAUAUUUCCCGCGAUUGCACAAAAGACCGUGGACAAUUCGCACUUAAAUCUAAACAGCAUUGUCAUCUCGAAUCCUGGUAAUAAUUCAUUCUUGAUGAGUUCCGAUGCCAAUGUGACGAAUGGUGGUUCCUUCAAGUCAACAAUUGAAUUUCAAACCCCUGUUACGAUGUAUUGGAAUGACAUGGAAAUUGGCAAUGUGGAAUUUGAUCCAAUACAUGUUAGCGGUGGGUACGCUUCUGCCAGUGUAUCCAACAAGACAUUCACCAUUACCAAUGAAACGGCCAUUUCUGAUUUCUCGACUGCGUUGUUAAAUGAGGAUACUUUAAAUGUCACUUUCAAGUCAACUAUCAGCGUAAAAUUUAUGGGUAUCACGAGAGGUGGUAUGUCAUUGAACAAGGAAGUCACAAUUCAAGGUUGUAAUAAAUUAGGCACCCCAAAGGUUACAUACUUUUCUGUCGAUCAACCGGACAACAGUACCCUUCGAAUGAAUGUCACCGUGUCAAUUGAAGAUCCGUCAUCGGUUUCUAUUUCCAUGGGCAAAGUUGGCGUCGGUGUUUCGUACAAUGGCACAUUUAUUUCGAACAUGACCAUAGAUGACUUCAACUUAACGCCUGGUAACCUGUCGGUCACCAUGUAUGGAAAUGCAUCUGUUCCACAAUCGCCCGAAGAUCGUGAAAAUUUUGGAGUUGUCAUGAGCGCUUACCUCACAAACCAUCCGGUGAUCACAACUUCGACAGGAGAAUACGACUAUCCGAAUCAUCAUGACCCCGUAUCAUGGCUCACACCUGCUGUGAAAACAUUGAACUUAAAUGCAUCGAUUGGCGAUGCACCAAACGGGCCGCCACAGCUUAUAACCGGACUUGACUUUGGCCUCCCUUCGUUCAACUUCUCUCUAGCGGGUAUCUCGUUUUCUUCACAUAAUACGGUUGCCUCCUAUAAAUUACCGUUUGAUAUUAGAACAAAUAUUCAACAGAUUUCUCAGAAUGUUACCAUGUACUAUGGUGAAACUCCACUUGCGACCUUUGAGACCAUUCAGUUUUCCGUACAAGACAAUUUACACGGUGCUCUAACCAUGAACAUCCCACCUACCUUGUUGAAUGUGCCCCCGGGCUCAGAAAUCGCAUUUUCAAGUUUCGUCGCAAAAUUGUCGUUGUUAUCUCAGGUGGAAUUUAACAUCACUGGCACUUCCAAUGUUUCAGCGGACACUAUCAUCGGUUUACUUCCAAUACCGAACCUUCCAUUUACGUUGAAUGUAACUUUACCAGGAUUCUCGAACUUCAGUGCCACUCCGCCGAAAGUUAAUUCCGUGACUGUCGUUGAUGGCACAAUCUCUGACUUGAUAAUGCAAAUCAAUGCGACCCUCUUUAACCCUUCUAAUACCUCUAUCUCUCUCGGUGAGGCAAGUUUCGAGAUUGUUUUUGCCAAUUCAACGGUUGGCUAUGCAAAUUCUUCCAUAUCUCUUGUUCCCGGAGCAAACGAGUUGACAUUCACCGCUACCAUGGAUCCCGCGCAUAAUUCCCUUGCUCAACAACUUUUGAAUAAUUACAUGGAAGGGAAUACCUCGGAUGUAACACUCUCUGGUUACGAGAAUUCCACGGAUCUGCCGUACAUGAGCCUCGCAUUAUCCCAAUUAAAACUAAGCGCUCCUCUCUUACCUCUCCCAGGUAAACUGAUAACCAACAGUAAACUGAGGAUUCAGGACGUCUCCGAUGCCGGUGUAAGUAGUGUAGUCGACGUCACAAUGUUCAAUCCGUUUGUGGCCACCAUGAAUGUUCUCACUGUUGGCGCGAAUAUCACUGUCGAUGGGGAUUUACUCGCUCAAAUGCCGAAUGUGGGCCCAUUGGCGCUCCCCGGAAACGCAUCCACCACACUUCCAGGUCUACCGGUAAACAUGAAUCUCGACAGAACUGUUCUCUUUGGUCUUUUGCGUAGACAAGCUCAAUUGGUUGGUUUGGAUACUAGUGUCAUUGAUGCUCUAAUUACCAUCGGAAAGAUUCCGGUUCCCGGGGUACAGUCAAUCACCACCAUCGACCCGGAUAAGAUUAAAAAUUUUGAUAUCGUAUCGUACGUGGAAACCGCUCUUGCGACCAUUAAAGUUGACAUGUCACUCUUUUCAGAUGUAAAGAUUGGUAAAUAUGAGAUGCCAUUUCCUUACGUACAGUUGGACACCCAGAGUCAUACCGAUUCUUCCAUCGUCAAGUUACUCCCACUUCUUUCUAGGCCGAUCGCUCAAGCCCUGAUUGACGGUUCAACUCUUGUUAUUGACAGUCUCUCUCUUCAAGACCUGACCGAGGAUUCUUUCGUCACUGUAAUUAACGGGGCCAUCAAAAACGCCGGUCCGCUGCCUGCCGUUGUCUCUUUCCCGAACGGUGCAGAUUUGAUAUUCAACAAUGCGGAAAAUGCGACCGUGAAUGCUUUGAAAUUAUCGAUUGAUGGUGUCGGCAUGACAAAGGAGGUUUCGUUGAAAGGUGCAGGUGGAUUCAAGAAUGCUGUCACGAUCAGCAGCUAUGAUUUACCCCGUGAUGCUCCUAAUGGUGGCAUCGUUUCCGUGAUUAAUGCAACUCUAGUGAAUCCCGGCUCCGUUGGUAUCUCACUUGAAUCCGUCUCGUUUGAUAUCCUCUCGGGAAGCACAAAGAUAGGUGAAGAAACAUCUUCCGGAUUUACAAUGGUUCCCUCGGGCUCUUCUGAAAUGAAGUUAGUCGGUCGCCUUAUUCCUCAAUCCGGCGAUGGGGUAAAUGUUAUCGCCAACAUAUUCGCCGAUGUACUUAACAAAAAGCCUGUUCCGCUUGUAGCAAAGGGAACCGGACUUCAACCCCCAAUUAGUUGGCUGAUACCGGCGUUCACACAACUGUCGAUUGACUCAGUUCUUCCACCAAAAGAUCUCGGAAAACUUGUACCUUCUGUCACUAUUAAUGAAAUUUCCAUGAAAUUUACCCCGGAUACGGCCUACGACCCAAUUACCUCUUCUAAAAACUUGACAGCACAAAUUAAUAUCCCUUUCGGGUUCACCUUGAGUAUUACGGAGAUGUCGGAAGAAAUCGUUAUUGUCAAUGGUAAUACGAAUAUGGCGAGACUCUCGAUCCCUCAAUCUAAGGCGCAGACCAUUGGUAGAAAUGUUAUCACCACGUAUUCUGACGUAGACCUAAAAGUGUUCGAUGACGCACAUAGCUCCUUCGACUCAUUUGUCAAAGAUCUGACCAUUGGAGAUUCCAAGAAAUUUGGACUCGUCGGAUCUUCAAACGUCCUGGCUAAAACACCGGUCGCAACGAUCCCACUAAAUAACAUUUCUAUAGAUGUGGAAACCAGUUUGGCGGGAUUUGAAGGAUUGAAAGCCAAGCCGGUCACCAUAAAUGGGUUGGAUGUAACAAGCGGUACUUCGAGUGUUCUCACGGUUCCAAUCAAUACUUCCCUAUUUAAUCCAAGCCCAGUUACAAUUUCUGCCGGUGACAUCACUUUCAACGUCAUCUCUGUCGGUCUGAACAUGGGAAGCGUGGUCAUCAAUGAUCUGACCAUCGUUCCUGGUAACAAUAAUCUGUCCGCGACAACAUUUCUUUCCCCACCAUCGCCGGCGAUCAGCGGAUUAUUGCUGUCACAAUUCAUUGCCAACGUGACUCAACCCCUUAGUAUAGUGGGUAGCCAGAAUAGCACAAACAUCGAUAGCUUGAAAGAGGCAUUCAGCCAAAUUAAAAUUGAUACCUUUUUGCCACCACUGGGCAGGAGAUUAUUAUUGUCGAGCUUUGUUGCCUUCCAAAAUGAUACUUUGAAAACAGGAGUUGCAUUCGGUGGAUUCACUCUCCUGAAUCCUUUCAAGGCCGAUAUUACGAUCACCCAAAUAAAUCAGGUGAAUAUCACGUUCCACGGUAUUCCCGUCGGAUCCAUCACCGAUCUUAAGAUACCGGUCACCAUCCCAGGCACUACAACCUUCACGUCUCCGCCAAUACCGAUUAAAGUUAAUCUUUUCCCACCUGAUCUCGUUAAAAUUAUCGAGAAGUCAGCGGAAGAUAAGAACAUAGACAUCAAACCCUUGGAACCUCUCCUCAAGUUGAUUGGUGGAGGAAAGUCACCUUCACCCUCAAAAAGACAACCCACUUCAGAUGCACAUGAUCGAAGUCCCUUUGACUUGCUUAAGACUAUCUUGGCAGAACUGAAUGUCGACAUUAACAUGAAUUCUAACGUUUUAGUGGAUAAGUUCCCGGCAUCACCUUUGACGAUUGUGGAAAAAGGAGUUCCGACUACAGUAAACAACUCCGACAUUAUAAUUACCCAAAUGGCUGCGCCAAUAAGUCAAGGUCUUGUCAAUGCAAGUACAAUCGUUGUGAAUUCGGCGGCCAUCUCUGAUGAACAAGCAACUAGUUUCAAUCUUCACAUCGACGGUGAUAUUAAGGGUAUCGGAGACGUCCAAGCUAAAAUCACAUUCCCAAGUGGCUUGAAUGUUUCCUCAUUAGGUAAAGAUCUUGGCGUCGUCAAAUUGCCACCUGUCACAUCUGAUGGUAGUGGAGCAAGGAUCAACAGUUCAGCCCCGUUCCAAAUCACCGAUGUCAAUAACUUUGCUUUUUUUGCGUUGACCUUGUUGGGCGGUCCUUCGGCAAACUGGACCCUUGCUGCAAAUGACGUACAAGUCGAGGCAUUUGGUAUUCCUUUGUCAGGAAUCCAAAUGAACAAGGAUGUUCCUCUUCAAGGUUUUAACGGCUUACGACAAUUGACCAUUAUCGAAUUCGAAAUUCCCGGAACGGCACCCGAUGGCAACUUUGAACUUGCCGUCAAAGCAUCGUUGGUGAAUCCUUCGAAUGUUGGCAUAGCUUUGGGCGCAAUCGGUUUUGACUUGUUUACCGAAAACCAAUUAAUUGGUCCUAUUAAUGCCACCGAUGUCACUCUUGAACCAAAGUCAACCACCGAAAUUCCAUUCACCGGCGAAAUCACGAUCAAAGAUCCAAAGAUAUUAUCAGAAGUCAUUGCGAAAUUAUUUUCCGGUAAAGGUAAUUUAACAGUCAAAGGCGAUACGAUUCAUCCCCCAGGCGCCAAAGGUGACGUGCCGUGGUUAUCCACUCCAUUCAAGCUGCUUUCACUGGAUGUUCCGAUUUCUAAUGGUAGCGGUCCACCACCUAAUCCUGUGAAGAGUGUCACCAUCAAAAGUAUGAAUCUCACAUUUACCCAGAGCACGGCCUUCGACCCUGACUCAUCAUCAGAUGGAUUGGUGGCCGAAAUUCAAUUGCCCGUUAAACUACCGACCCCAAUCACUAGCGUCUCACAAAAUAUAACCAUCAAAGACGAGAAUGGUGCUGAAGUUGCUUCCUUGGAAAUACCAUCAUCGCCUGCUACUCAAAAGGGAAAUAUUGUGACGACCACCUACCAACAUGUUCCUUUGAAAGUUAUCGACCAAAAGGCAUUUAGUUUGUUCCUUGGCGGAUUAAUGAUUGCUACCGAAAAAUCAUUUAGUGUUGCGGGUAAUGUGACGGCUUCUAUGGGAAAAAUUGAGCUUCCAACUAUUCCAUUUGAUGUGAAAACGAGCAUGAAAGGAUUGCAAGGACUAAAAAGCAGUCCGGUUACCAUCAGUAAUCUGUUAGUGACGGGUGGUAGCGAGAAAGGAAUAACGUUGGGCAUGAAAGUAUCACUUACCAAUCCCUCGGAUGUACAGGUAUCUGCUGGUGACUUAACUUUCGACGUACUGUUCGGAAGUCAAAAGGUUGGCACAACCACAAUCCCGAACAUCGUUCUUGCUCGUGGGAAAAACGAUUAUCCAGCUACUUUCAUAUUCUCUCCAAUUGGUGACCCGGCAGUUAAAGCCGGUGCCGACCUCAUUGGUAAUCUGAUGACAAACAAACCAUCCCCCCUCGUCAUCCAAGGGAAUGCACAAACCACCAACAUUUCGUCCUUGACUCCCAUAUUUUCUCUGCUCUCUCUGGAAACUACUCUUAAUGGUCUUCCCGCUCAAGUCAUCGAAAGUAUUACUGUUACCGUCGAUCCAUCGGUGCUCAAGACCAAGCAGGGUUUGGCCAGUUUUGUUGUUGUGAAUCCACUUAAUGUGCCUUAUAGUAUCACCGGAAUUGUUGCGACGGCAUCUUUUGAAGGGCAAAAAAUUGGCGAAGUUAAUGUACCUAAAGUUCCUCCAACAGAAAUUCCCGCCCUUUCCAAUAAGAAUGUUAGCGGCAUUCCAUUCACCUUCACCAUGAAUAUGGGAAGUCUUCCGGGACUAAUAGGAAAAACCAUAAAUAUUGAUAUCGAUGCUUCGACCUCCGCCGUCGUUGGUCAAUAG
Acaulospora colombiana is the source of this 6510-nucleotide messenger RNA. The record is from the annotation of a GenBank genome assembly. NCBI's taxonomy places the organism in Eukaryota, Fungi, Glomeromycota, Glomeromycetes, Diversisporales, Acaulosporaceae.